AGUGGGAUAAUGACAAAAGCUUUGAUAGCACAGAAUAAACAGUACCUCACCAAGGAGUGUAUUGACUGGCUGAAGAAGUAUGUGAACUAUGGAAAGACCUCUCUGAUGAGAACAGACCUCCCCUCAGUGUCUCUCCUCCAGAAGUCUCCCUCCUCUCCAGUCACCUGCCACGCUUCAGGUUUCUACCCAAAAAGAGCCGUGAUGUUCUGGAGGAAAGAUGGAGAGGAGCUUCAGAGUCUAAAAGACUUAUCCGGGAGGGAAAUGGUGUCAUUACAGUUGAUCUGAUACACAAUAAUAUACUACUUUACAUGCCAGCAAAGAUGGGACAUCAGAAUAAAGUGGUUCUGGCAUGUAAUAAACAAGCUGUUCUAAGUUUCACUUUCGUUCAUAACCUAAGUGAGUCAGUUUUACUGAGUUACUAGUGACGUUGAUGCUCAGAUUAAAUUUAGAUUGGCUGAGAUGGAGGUUGAAGUCACCGCCUCUGUAUUCUCCUCACUUCGCUUCACGCAGAGAGCUCGAGCAGGAAGAAGCGUUUUAUAAUUUGGGUUGUAAAAAAACAAAGUAUACAUUGAAAGUCUAUCAAAGUUUAAGAAGACCAAGGUCACAAUGAGGACUCUGAUGAUCCUGGCUGUCCUGGGAUUAGUCCUACAUGACACGACGGCAGGGACUCACUCUCUGAAGAUUUUCUACACUGCGUCUUCUGGAGUCCCAGACUUCCCAGAGUUUGUGGCCCUUUCGUUGGUUGAUGACGUUCAGAUGAAUUACUAUGACAGUAACACCCAGAGAACAGUACCCAAACAGGACUGGAUAAGCAAAGUCACAGAAUACCAAGCGGACUACUGGCAGGGGGAGACUGAGAAGCGCAGAGGUACCCAGCAGUGGUUCAAAGCCAACAUUGAAAUUGCAAAGCAGCGCUUCAACCAAACUGGAGGUGUCCAUAUUUUCCAGAAGAUGUACGGCUGUCAGUGGGAUGAUGAGACUAAAGAGGUCAAUGGUUUCAGACAGUUUGGUUAUGAUGGAGAAGACUUCAUAGUGUUUGACAUGAAGACAAUGACUUGGAUCGCUCCGAGUCAACAGGCGGUCAUCAGCAAACAGAGGUGGAAUAAUAACAAAGCUGAUUUAGAGUAUAGGAAGAACUACCUCACCAAGGAGUGUAUUGACUGGCUGAAGAAGUAUGUGGACUAUGGAAAGACCUCUCUGAUGAGAACAGACCUCCCCUCAGUGUCUUUCCUCCAGAAGUCUCCCUCCUCUCCAGUCACCUGCCACGCUUCAGGUUUCUACCCAAACAGAGCCGUGAUGUCCUGGAGGAAAGAUGGAGAGGAGCUUCAUGAGGACGUGGAACUUGGAGAGAUCGUCCCCAACCCUGACGGAUCCUUCCAGAUGAGUGUUGACCUGCAGAAACUUCCAUCUGGAGACUGGGGGAAGUACGAAUGUGUGUUUCAGCUCUCUGGAGUGAAGGAGGACUUUGUCACCGUACUGGAUGAAAAGGCAAUCAGGACCAACCAUGGGAAGACUGGAAUCAGAAGUGAUGAAGUGGAUUACACCAUGAUCAUCGGUAUCGUUAUUGCAGUGGUUCUUCUGCUUCUCGCCCUCGCUCUCGCUGCUUUUGUUGGAUUCAAGUUUUGCAAAUGCAAAAAAUCCAACUGUGAUACAGCUUCUGAAAACAGCUCGGAGCUCAACGAGAAACUGAACCCGGUGCCGACAGCAUAAACACACCACCCUGCACUGUUUCUCUCGAGUGAGUGAUUCAGUGAGUGAGUGAGUGAGUGAGUGUGUGAGUGUGAGUGUGUGUGAGUGAGUGAGUGAGUGUGUGUGUGAGUGUGUGCGUGAGUGAGUGAGUGAGUGAGUGUGUGUGUGUGUGAGUGAGUGAGUGUGUGAGUGUGUGAGUGAGUGAGUGUGUGUGUGUGUGUGUGUGAGUAUGAGUGAGUGAGUGAGUGAGUGUGUGUGUGUGUGUGUGUGUGUUUGUGUGCGUUUGUGUUUGUGUGUGUGAUUACUGGAGUCCCCCUCUCCCACACUGCAGUUGCUGUAAUUCUCAACAAGAUGAGGCAGGAGGAAAAGGACGGAUGCGGUUUUCAUCACAGUUAUGUUGAUUGGGACAAAAAUUCAAUCUGGAUAUUUUAAAUCUAUAAAAAUCAAACACUUUGAAAACAGCAGCAUCAAUUCAAGAUGUACCUCCCAUCAGUGUAAAUAGUCUGUAGUUUAUAAUUGUGUUGGGUUUGUUUUUAAACUGAAGCAAAUAACAUCUCAUGUCCUUCAGUUGUUUUUGCUUACAAAUCAAGAGUGUGUGUUUUAGUUUUAUGAUGUUUCUCUUUUAACGUGUUUGGAAACAUUAUCUUCUGAUUUUGGCAGAAAGCCUUAAAUGACUGUAGGACGUUUGAAACUUCUCAUCAAGCUAAUCUGAAAUCUUGUUUUAUAGUUCCUGCUCGUUUUCAGGAACAAGGGACGUUUCCUCUCUAAGUUAUAGAAAUUGAAGAUUCUUUCUCAGAAUCACUUCUCGGGUGUGGUAAAGUUAAGUUGUGGUGUUGAUCUGCUGUUUCAUACUCUUGUUCUGUACAUUUUCUUUUUAAAUAAAGUCCCUCUCACUCUGACA
This is a messenger RNA of Notolabrus celidotus (New Zealand spotty), 2590 nucleotides long. Its product is annotated as major histocompatibility complex class I-related gene protein-like. The record is from RefSeq and is a predicted model, not a curated record. Gene Ontology annotation, biological process: immune response. The transcript has 8 exons. NCBI's taxonomy places the organism in Eukaryota, Metazoa, Chordata, Actinopteri, Labriformes, Labridae. Gene Ontology annotation, cellular component: external side of plasma membrane. The coding region runs from base 607 to 1710 and encodes 367 amino acids.